AUGGACACACUCUACGCAGAACAGAUUGAACUGAUUCUGACACGUCCUCGUGGCAUCAAGGCACUUCUGUUUGACACUGAGGCCACUAAGCAAAUCGUAAGCAACUCAGUCGCCUACAAGAAGCUGUUGGACUCCAAUUACUUCUACUUCGACUACCUGACAAACAGUAAGCGCAGUAAAAUCAAUAUCAACGCAGUUGUGAUGCUCAGCAACACGAAUCUGAAGCUUCUGAUCAACGAACUGGUCGAUCCAUGUUACAGCUCCUACACAAUUCUAUUCAAAAAUGCAAUUGAUCCAUUUGCCUUGGAAAUUCUAGCCAGUGCUGACAGAAAUGGCGUAGUUGCAGAGGUGUUUGAACUGAAUAUGACUGCUGUUAAGGUGGAUGAGUACCUGUAUACGGUUGAAUUAGAGGAGUUUUCUGCUGUUUUGGAUACACUUGAUGUUCAACCUAGUGUUUAUGCAAUGCGUACAUUUGACUGUAGCAGUUUCAAGAACACAACUCACGAUAAGCCAGGAAAGGUGCUUCUUCUGGACAGGAACUUCGAUCUGAUCACACCACUGAUCAGUGAUUGGUGCUAUCAGGGUGCAAUAAGCCAGUAUAUGCCAUACAACAACAGUCAGGUCACUGUCGAUAAGAAGUCAUUUGCAUUAAAUGACGACUUUUUUCAGACGAACAAAUUCAAUGACAUUGAGAAAGUGGGAGAGAAUAUCAGACUGCUUGUGAAGGAGCUUGAAAAGAAGAGGUACAACAUCAGCAACUAUCAGUUUGAUGAUAUCGAGGGUGCUACGGUUCAAUCCAAAGUUGUGGAUACGCAUAUGGCUCUCUUCAAGAAGGUGCUUGAUGCAUCCAUGAGAAACCACGAACUGGGUGAAAGUGAAAUCAAGGCCACUAAGGGCGAAUCCAUCGAUUACUCGAUUUUCCAAGACAAAUCAAGGGAUUUCAUGAAGUUGAAGCUGUUGGAAUCAAUCAAGAGCGGAUCCAGGGUAGAUGGAAUGGAUAAAGACACGUAUGAAGCAUUUCUAAAAAUAUCCAAUCCAAUACCAUUUGGAUACAAGCCAUCAUUUGCUGAUAAACCUGAGCUACUUGCAUAUGAAUCACCAAUCAAGAGGAUUCUACGUCACUUUGUGCGUCACAAGUUGCAUUCAGGCUCUUUCAUCAAGAUUGAAUCAAAUAGUAAGGAUCAUAAUGAUAAAAUGCAUAUAAUUUAUGUAAGAGGAGGUUUGACCUAUCGAGAAUACAGGGACGUGAUGGAACAAGCAAGUGAAUUGGAUACGAUGGUGUACCUUUUCACUGAUAAAAUCAUCAACUGUGCCACGGUGAUGCAGGAGAUCGAAUCAGAAGCAAAACAGAAUAAAAAGUAG
Molecule: messenger RNA, 1362 nt
Organism: Enterospora canceri
Lineage: Eukaryota; Fungi; Microsporidia; Enterocytozoonidae
Source: the annotation of a GenBank genome assembly